Messenger RNA from Mytilinidion resinicola, 1185 nucleotides. RefSeq names its product Clavaminate synthase-like protein. The coding region runs from base 1 to 1185 and encodes 394 amino acids. The transcript has 5 exons. NCBI's taxonomy places the organism in Eukaryota, Fungi, Ascomycota, Dothideomycetes, Mytilinidiales, Mytilinidiaceae. Gene Ontology annotation, molecular function: oxidoreductase activity. The record is from RefSeq and is a predicted model, not a curated record.
AUGUCCGACUCGAGCUUAAGUGAGAGACCGUCUCUGGAAAGCUUGCGCUCUCAUGCCUCCUCGAACUCGGUUCAAUCGCAACCGGACACGCUGCCUCCGGCCGUCACCGGUCGUUUGGCGUGGGAGGGCAGUGAACUCGCACCCGAAGAAUAUGUUGUGGAGCUAGAGACGGAUGAGAUUGAGAAUAUCAGGGCAGCCGUCAUUUCCUUCAAAUUGCUUGGGUUGCCUCGGAGUCGUAUCGACAAAGAGACAUUCCCAUUACAGUUGGGGCUGGUCAACAAACUGGCCUCUUUAAGCAAAGAAAUCCACAAUGGUCGAGGGGUGGUUGUAGUCCGAGGCUUGCAUGCGGCGGGAUUCAACGACGAAGAAGCUGUGAUUGCUUUCGCUGGAGUAUCUUCUCAUGUCUGUCCCGAGAGGGCGACAGACUCUUUCGCCGAUCAGACUCUGAGUCACAUUCGCGACGCCACCCAGGACAAAGUUCCCGACUGGGCACGGGAGCUCGGCCUAGCAGGAUCAAAGCUCCCAACAGCAAUGGAGUUCCAUGCCGACCGAUUCUCCGGAGACGUACUAGCAUUAUAUGUACGGAACGAUGGCUCUAGUGUCGGCGGCGGUGAACAAUUCAUCGCAAGCUUCUGUCGAAUAUACAACGAGCUCCUGGAUGUGGCGCCAGAUGCGUUGGAGACUCUUGCGGCACCAAAUUGGCCUUUCGAGUUGAAACAUCCUGUCCAUAAGCAGCCUUACCUCGAGCUUGGGCCAGCAAUGUUCCUAGCAGGAGGCAAGCCGAUUUGUCAGCUUGUGAAAGCACCAUUGCUCGGAAGUCCAAAGAUCCCGAGGUCAAAGUCUAUGCCGCCACUUUCCAUAGAUCAGAUUUACGCGCUGGAGGUUGUCGAGGGUCUAGCUCGCCGCUUUGGCACGAAGCUCGAUCGGCGAAACGGAGACAUUCAAUUCAUCCAUAAUCUGAGCAUCAUGCAUGCUCGUUCGGCUUAUGGAACUAAGCCAUCCCAGGGCAGAAGUGGAAGACACCUUUUGCGAAUGUUUCUCAGGGACCCCAAAAACGCGUGGAGUAAGCCUUACGGAUAUCUUCCAAAAUUCGAGGACCCAUUCGCGAUAGGCCGAGAACAGAAUCUUCCAAUCCUCGACAUGGAUCCCUGGCGGAAGAUCACAGGUCGUGAGAGUCACGGCUAA